Messenger RNA from Rhinichthys klamathensis goyatoka, 2543 nucleotides. RefSeq names its product single stranded DNA binding protein 4 (gene ssbp4). Gene Ontology annotation, biological process: positive regulation of transcription by RNA polymerase II. Gene Ontology annotation, molecular function: protein binding; single-stranded DNA binding. The record is from RefSeq and is a predicted model, not a curated record. Gene Ontology annotation, cellular component: nucleus. Lineage: Eukaryota; Metazoa; Chordata; Actinopteri; Cypriniformes; Leuciscidae. Bases 122 to 1282 code for a protein of 386 amino acids. The transcript has 18 exons.
GGAGGAGGAGGUGGGGGAGAGGGAAAACACUAAAGGGGGUAGCUAUGGAGAUAGAACGUUUUCCUGGCUGCUUUCUUUGACAGGUGUUGAGUGGGGUAAAAGUCUUAAAACAGAAUCCAGCAUGUACGCCAAAGGUAAAGGAGCUGUCGUCCCUUCUGAUAGUCAAGCGAGAGAAAAGUUAGCUUUAUAUGUCUAUGAGUACUUGCUGCAUGUUGGCGCACAGAAAUCGGCACAGACCUUCCUGUCAGAGAUCCGAUGGGAGAAGAAUAUCACAUUAGGAGAGCCUCCUGGAUUCCUGCACUCAUGGUGGUGUGUAUUCUGGGAUCUGUACUGCGCAGCUCCAGAUCGACGGGAGACAUGUGAACAUUCCAGCGAGGCCAAGGCUUUCCACGACUAUAGUGCGGCAGCAGCUCCCAGUCCUGUGAUGGGCAACAUGCCGCCCAACGAUGGCAUGCCAGGUGGACCCAUGCCUCCCGGCUUCUUUCAAGGCCCACCUGGGUCACAACCAUCACCUCAUGCACAGCCCCCUCCACACAACCCCAACAACCCCAUGAUGGGGCCGCAUGGUCAGCCUUUCAUGUCUCCACGGUACCCAGGUGGACCCCGCCCAUCACUCCGCAUGCCAAAUCAGCCUCCCGUUGGAGUCCCCGGGUCACAGCCGCUCCUGCCAAACAGUUUGGACCCCACCAGACCGCAAGGACAUCCAAACAUGGGCGGCCCAAUGAGGAUGAACCCACCCAGAGGAAUGGGAGGCAUGGGCCCACAGAACUACGGCGGUGGAAUGAGGCCUCCUCCGAACUCUCUCGGCGGUCCUGGAAUGCCUGGCAUGAACAUGGGUCCGGGAGGUCGAGGGCCGUGGCCUAAUCCUAACGCAAACUCAAUAGCAUACUCAUCUUCAUCACCAGGAAACUAUGUGGGGCCUCCAGGAGGUGGCGGGCCUCCAGGAACUCCCAUCAUGCCAAGCCCAGGAGACUCGACGAAUUCCAGUGAAAACAUUUACACGAUGAUGAAUCCAAUCGGCCCUGGUGGCAACAGACCGAACUUCCCAAUGGGGCCGGGGCCCGACGGUCCAAUGGGUGGAAUGGGAGCGAUGGAGCCGCACCAUAUGAACGGGUCUUUAGGCUCGGGUGAUAUGGACGGGUUGCCAAAGAACUCUCCGAACAACAUGGCAGGUAUGAACAAUCCCCCAGGGACUCCGCGGGACGACGGGGAGAUGGCAGGCAACUUCUUAAACCCAUUCCAAAGUGAAAGUUAUUCACCCAACAUGACGAUGAGUGUGUGAUUCUUCUUUUUUUAAUUUUGUUUUUUAAUUUUAAUUUUAUUUUUUUAACCCCGCACCCCAUCCCACUUCCUGUUCUCCUCGUCUCUGCUGCGUUCGGCAUGUUGUUGUGUUUUUUUAUUUUUUUAUUUGCUCGAUCUUCAACUCCCCACAACUCCCUCAAACACUCUGGGUUGGCGCCCUUCAGCCGGUCGGUGUGGCCACGGAGCGGAGGACGCCCAGUACAAAGCCGAAAGGACGCAGGCCUCGGGUCACAGGAAGAGCCUUCUGACGGACUCAACCUGCCUGCCGGGCUUCGUAUCUGGAUCGGGCCCUCGAUUGAACCACCGUGUGUGUGUUUGUACAUGUGCGUGUGUGUGUGUGGGACUGUGCCAGGAAGACACUUCAUAACUAGCUGCUCAUCAGCAUUGAAGCUGGUGGCUUUAUUUCAGACCAGUUUGAUCAUUUCUUUCGGCAAUGAAACACUGAAACUAGUGGUUGUUUGAUUGCUGUGUACAUUUUAAAAUGGAAAAAGCUAAACUGGUGACGCUAGGGGCAGGAAUGGUCUCAUAUUACUAUAUUUGUAUAUUAUUGAUAAUAUUAUUGUUAUAAUUUUCAUAAUUGCUAUGAUGAUGAUGUACUCAUAAUUUUAUGGAUUUUCCUGUAAAGGGCACAUUUGUAUCUCAACAACAUCAAUGACAGAAUAAGCACACAUUCAAAUGCACAAUGACACUUCUGUUUACAUGAUUUUAGGUAUUUGUUUGUCUCUUUUGUUUGAAUUUUGUGUCUUUGCAUAUACCUCUUCCUGUGUUCUUCAUCCAACUGAUGUCAUCACUACCGAGAUGGACAAGCUCAAUUGUGUGUCUAUGUCAACAAAGUGGCUACAAUCACUGGUUUAAUGCACCCGUCGGCACUGUAUUUAAAGAUUGGAGUACAUUUCAAAGUGUAAAAGGGUGACCGUUUCAUAUUCACUGCCAUUGCGUAUUUGCUCCAUCCUUGGCUUGGUCACAAACAGCCAAUAACAAAUACAUUUUUACCAUCCAUUCUUGAUGAUUUUCCACCGAUACUUCAUUGUAAUUUUGCCACUACGUGUUUGCCACGUUGUUUUGCAAGUCUUUUUAGAAAUAUUACCCACGACGUGUUUGUAAAAGUAGUUGGACUCAGGCUGCUCUUACAAGCACGAGUAUCCUUGUGCUCUAUAGUCCCAUGUCUGUAAAUAUAACUUUUCUUUUUUGGGGGUCAUGGACCUUAUUGAUAUUUUCAAUACACUUCUUGUCUGUGAAGC